This is a messenger RNA of Ilex paraguariensis (yerba mate), 525 nucleotides long. The record is from the annotation of a GenBank genome assembly. NCBI's taxonomy places the organism in Eukaryota, Viridiplantae, Streptophyta, Magnoliopsida, Aquifoliales, Aquifoliaceae.
AUGAUGGACGAGAUGAGGUGCAUGUGGGAAGUUCAGAUGGUGUUUUCUGCAUUGGCUUUAGCUCAGAGCGAAGUUUUAUGGUAUUUCCAACAUGUGGGAAUUGCUUCAUCAAAAUCUAAAGCUACUCGAAUAGUGCCUGUGGACAUAGAUCCAAGUGAUCCAACUAUUGGGUUCUUGUUGGAUGGGAUGGACCGUCUUUGCUGUCUAGUGCGCAAGUAUAUUGCAGCAAUUAGAGGCUAUGCAUUAUCAUAUCUUUCAUCCUGUGCUGGGAGAAUCCGAUUUUUGCUGGGUACUCCAGGAAUGGUGGCUCUUGAUCUGGAUGCAACCUUGAAAGGACUUUUUCAUAAGAUUAUUCAACAUCUUGAAAACAUACCGAAACCACAGGGUGAAAAUAUUUCUGCCAUUACAUGUGAUCUCUCGAAUGGAAGAAAGAAUGAGAAGAAUUAUGAAGAAAAAGGGGAGAAUUCUGAAGAAUUAGAAGAGAAUUACAAAUUAAGGGGAACCAAAAAUCCAAUAUUCAAUUGA